AAGCAGCUGACUCGUAACAAUUAUUUGGAAAUGAUAAACUUCACAUCGCCCCAGACUAGUGAAAUUAACCGCUACCACUGCGUCAACGGUGGUCAGCACAGAGAGGUUGCAGGCGAGGUUCUGCACUGAAAGCCCACCAGAGACCCCCGACGGACUGCGUAUUCUCGAGAAGUUCUGAGAUGUUGGACUGACAAGGGUCACUUGGGGAUCAGCCAUCCCUCCCACCUGACAUGAUGGCAGAUCCAGACACUUUUCCCAUAGAAAUACACACGGAAACCAAGCCUGAAAGCUGCAGCAGUGACAAAAAUGACAAAUUAUUUGAGGAACCGAGCAAGAAACUUAAAGUCAACCAUGAGCGUUGUGCGACAGUAGGCCAACAAAAUGUAGACUUCUGGUUCUGUGAAGAGUGUAAAGAAUUUUUCUUGGAGGAAUGCCCUACUCAUGGCCCUCCAGUGUUUGUGCCGGACACACCCGUAGCUACAGGCACACCCAACCGUGCUGCACUCACAAUACCAUCAGGAGUAGAGCUGAUCCGAGAUGGAGAUGAGAUAGAUGUGUGUUGCAUGGAUGAGAAUAUCCCUAAGGGGGCACUCUUCGGCCCCUAUCAGGGAGAAAUGGUGGCCCAGGACAAGUCCUCUGGGGUUCAUUCUUGGAUGAUUGUUGGGGAGAACAAUACAUACAGGUCCAUUGAUGGGAGCGAUGAAACGAAAGCAAACUGGAUGAGAUACAUACGGAUGUCUGCUGACAAGAGUGAGAAGAAUCUGAGUGCAUUCCAGCAUGGUGGGCACAUAUACUUCCGUGUGUGUCGGGGGCUUUUGGCGGGUGAGAGGCUACGUGUGUGGUACAGCGAUGAUUACAUGAGACGGCUGCACAGUGUCUCAAAGGAUAGCAUUAACUCCAACCUGGACACAGGACUCAAAUCAGAAGAACUUUCACGACACCCAGAAGAAGCCAAAGGACCAGUGCUCAGGUCUGCACUACAUGGCAGAAGAAGUCUUACCAAGAACUCAAGCGAUGAAGGUGACUGUCAGCCUCAGGCCAAGAAGAAGAAGAUUGACCUCAUCUUCAAAGAUGUCCUGGAAGCAUCUCUAGAGGCUAAUCAAAGCCUAGACAACCCCUUAAACAGCACUUUGUCCUUACCAAGGUCCAGAGCUCACCUUGGCAGUCAUAUUCUCACACAGUCUAAUGUGUACUCGUCCCAGGCAGGAGAGCCUUGUUUUAACCAGCAGGAGUCUAAAGUUCCAAUGAAUCCUGGGUUAGUUUCUGGUAGUCGAAUGGAGAGUGGUUUUGACGUGGGAUGUCUGAAGUUGGAGGAAACGGAGGAUGAGCCCACAGCAACCACUGAGGGUCCUUCCACCUCAUUUUGCCCAAACUGUGUAAAACUUAAGAGACGGAUCCGUGAGUUGGAGGCCGAGCUACUACGCCUGCGGGGAGGGGAUCAGGCAGAGACAAAAGCUACACCACAGCCUGAGCCUCUGAUUGUGGAUGACUUCGGAGCAACUGAGGCCAUGACUCCCAACCCAGUGGUGAUGGAGGAGGAUGACCCAGAUGUGGAUUCUGCUGAUGAGUCCAUAGCUGCUGACCUCAUGGUGGCUGCAGAUGAUUCUUCCAAACUGUCUGUGGGCCCGGGUCGAAGAAUCCGCCGCUUCAAGCAGGAGUGGUUGAAGAAAUUCUGGUUCCUACGAUACUCUCCGACACUGAAUGAGAUGUGGUGCCAUGUCUGCCGGCAGUAUACUGUCCAGUCCUCACGCACCUCAGCUUUCAUCAUAGGCUCAAAACAGUUUAAGAUCCACACCAUCAAGCUACACAGCCAGAGCAACCUGCACAAGAAGUGCCUACAGCUGUAUAAGUUGCGCAUGCAUCCAGAGAAGACUGAAGAGAUGUGUCGCAACAUGAUGCUCCUCUUCAAUGCUGCCUACCACCUAGCUGUUGAGGGCCGACCUUUCUCAGACUUUCGACCACUGGCUGAGCUCCUGAAGAAGUGUGAACUCAAGGUAGUAGACCAGUACAUGAAUGAGGGUGACUGCCAGAUUCUUAUACACCACAUUGCCCGAGCGAUUAAAGAGGACUUGGCAGAGAAGAUACGACUGUCUCCUUUCCUUAGUGUCAUCAUGGAUGGGCAGAAUGAUGACUUGCUUGCGGACACAGUUGCAGUAUAUGUGCAGUUCAUCACAAGUGAGGGGCCACCAGCCACAGAGUUCCUCUCCUUACAAAGACUAAGUGGGGGAAGUGUGGAUGGCUACCUUCAAGCUGUUGAGCGUGCCUUUGGUGUUCUUGGACUGAGGUUGCAGGACAUGCUAAUCGUUGGCCUAGGGAUUGAUGGCUCCAGCAUCUCCUCUGGCCUUAGGGCGAACCUCUACAUAGCCAUACGAAAGACAAUCCCCUGGAUCCUUUGCCUUCCUAUUAUGAUCCACCGUCCUCACUUAGAAGUGCUUGAUGCCAUCAGUGGGAAGGAACUCUCGUGCUUAGAGGAUCUCGAGAACAACCUGAAGCAGCUACUGAGUUUUUACCGGUACUCUCCUCGAAUGAUGGCUGAACUGAGGUCAACAGCCCCCACGUUAUCUGAAGAAACAGAAUUUCUUGGGGAUAUACGUGCAAUCCGUUGGAUUAUAGGGGAGCCCAAUGUUCUAAAUGCCUUGAUCAAGGACUAUCUGGAGGUAGUGGCCCACCUCAAGGACAUUAGCAGUCAGACACAAAGGGCAGAUGCAGCUGCUAUUGCCCUCUCUCUUCUACAGUUCUUGAUGGAUUACCAGUCGGUUAAGCUGAUCUAUUUUCUUUUGGAUGUCAUUGCAGUACUGUCACGCCUUGCCUUCAUCUUCCAGGGGGAUUAUCUGAUGGUGUCUGAAGUUGACGCAAAGAUUGAGGAGGCCAUCCAUGAGAUUGGCCAGCUUGUCGACUGCCCAGGCGAGUACUUGCAAGAAUUUGAGGAGAACUUUCGUGAGAGCUUUAACGGUGUGGACCUGAAAAACCUGCGUGUGGCGGAGUCCAAGUUUCAGUCCAUCAGGGAGAAGAUCUGCCAAAGGAGUCAGGGCAUCCUAGCACAGCGGUUUGACCAGCGAAGCCAAACAGUGGUCAAAGCCUGUCAGGUGCUCGACUUGGCCUCAUGGCCACGUAACAGGGAAGAUCUCCGUGCCUAUGGAGAGGAGGAGAUCCUGCUAAUCUUUGACCACCUGGAUAUGAUUCCCUCAGCGGGUCGGGAGCUGUCGCAUGAUAGGAUGGAUGCUCGAAGCAGCCUCAUGGCCGAGUGGAGGGAUCUCAAAGGCGAUUACUAUAGUGUAAAUGGUUUCAAGGAUGUGGUGGGUCACAUUUGUAGGUACAAACAGCGUUUUCCGUUGCUCAAUCACAUUCUACAGGUGAUCCGGGUCCUGCCAACCUCCGCUGCAUGCUGUGAUAAAGGACGAGUGUUCUUGCAGAAGGUGCGCAGGAAUAACCACUCAAGACUUACGCUGGAUCAGAUGAAUGACUUGCUGAUCCUGGCUGUUAAUGGGCCACCCAUCGCCAACUUUGAUGGCAAGCGGCCGUUGGACAGUUGGUUUGAAGAGAAGUCAGGGAAUAGCUAUUCGCCCUCUGCCGAGGUGCUGACUAGAAUGUCCACAGCUGAACAAAAGUCUGUACUGCACGGUAUGGAUGUGAACACAGACUUUCAGAUAUAUGAUUAAUCAAAGCGUUUGUCAACCAAUAAUAUUCCAAAAAGCCAUCUCAAUGCGUAAGAGUUGAUCAGAGCUGUUAUGUGAUCGGCCAAAAUCAUUGACGUUGGCCAUGCUGCUAGGAUGGUCUGAUCAGCAGCUUUUGUAAGAAUGGUAGAGUAGUUUUUGAACAUGGGCAGUUGCACACGUCCAGCUAAACAAGUUUAAACGAAGAGCACUUCUUACAAUCAUUGAUUUAAUGUGAAUAUUCAUUAGAAGCUCCAAAGUAAGAAAGUCUCUUUUGAUUGUGUUGUUGAAU
Molecule: messenger RNA, 3945 nt
Organism: Chanos chanos (milkfish)
Lineage: Eukaryota; Metazoa; Chordata; Actinopteri; Gonorynchiformes; Chanidae
Gene: prdm11
Product: PR domain containing 11
Exons: 8
Coding region: 231-3659 (1142 amino acids)
Molecular function (GO): protein binding
Source: RefSeq, a predicted model, not a curated record